AUGGCGCACCAAACCACAAACUCUCCAACACCAUGUUCCACCCACAAUGUGACACAAACCCUCCUAUGGCGUUGUGAGCCAAAACUGCCACCUGUGGAGCCCUGUCCAAUCACUUUCCCUACUUCAUCGGUUUCUCUAGUGGAGGAGGUCGACGUAAGCACCACAAGAUAUGGUGGCCACUUCGCUCUAAUCCAUGUGCUAUCUCCUUCAUCUCGACCUCCUCAAAACUAUCGGCGCUUCCAAAACAUAAAAAGAGCACCAACGACAGCGGUGGAGCAUCUAACCAUUUCCUAA
This is a messenger RNA of Lactuca virosa, 294 nucleotides long. The record is from the annotation of a GenBank genome assembly. Lineage: Eukaryota; Viridiplantae; Streptophyta; Magnoliopsida; Asterales; Asteraceae.